AUGGUGGAUCUCUUCCUGGGGAAAGUCCUCGUGAAGAAUAACAAGGACAAAGAUGAGCUGGACACGGAGCGGGAGAUUUUACUGCGGCUACAGAACCGUAUCCUGAUGCUGUUCUUCGGCUCGGGCGACUGCGAACGCUGCCAGGAGUUUGCUCCGACGCUCAAGGAUUUCUACAAGCGUCUAACAGAUGAGUUCUACGUGGAGCGCUCGGCCCAGCUGGUGCUGCUUUACAUCUCUCUGGACCCGUCCGAGGAGAAGCAAGAGAAGUUCCUCAAAGACAUGCCCAAGGGGUGCCUGUUCCUGCUCCAUGAGGACGCCUACAGGAUGGAGCUGAAGGCCAUGUUUGAGGUGGAGGAGAUCCCUACCGUGGUGGUUCUUCGGCCCGACGCCUCCAUGCUCUCUCCCAAUGCUGUGGCAGAGAUUUGCACGUUGGGCCCUGACUGUUUCCGAAACUGGCAGGAAGGAGCGGAGCUCAUCGACAGGAACUUCAUGAUGGCUGAAGAGUUUGAUGACACCAAGAUGCGCAGCAUGACUGAUCCCUUGCGCAGACUCAAGUACAAGGUAGACACAAAGAAGAAAAAAAACAAGAAGAAAGGUGGAAAAGAGGAGGAUGAUGACGAUGAAGGGGAGGAGGAAGGUGACGACAAUGAUUCCGAUGAAGGGGAGGGCGACAGCGCAUGGUGA
Molecule: messenger RNA, 684 nt
Organism: Scleropages formosus (Asian bonytongue)
Lineage: Eukaryota; Metazoa; Chordata; Actinopteri; Osteoglossiformes; Osteoglossidae
Gene: nxnl1
Product: nucleoredoxin like 1
Exons: 2
Coding region: 1-684 (227 amino acids)
Biological process (GO): photoreceptor cell maintenance
Cellular component (GO): mitochondrion
Source: RefSeq, a predicted model, not a curated record